CGUCGUCACAAGUAGCUUUCGCUCAAAAUAUUCUUUCCUUCCUUCUCUUCCAAACCAAAGUACCAAACUAAUCUCCGAAGGUACUGAUUACUCAAUAUCUCCGCACUAAUCUUCUACAACUUCCAUUUCAGAAUGGCCAUGCAAACUGUAGCUCCACCUUCUGCUCAAGUCGUUGGAAAUGCUUUUGUUGAGCAGUAUUAUCAAAUUCAGCAUCACUCCCCGGAGUCAGUGUACCGAUUCUACCAGGAUUCGAGUGUCUUAAGUCGCCCAGAUGCUGAUGGCGUGAUAACAUCGGUGACAACAAUGAAAAAUAUCAACACUUUGAUAUGUUCAUUGGACUACAAGAACUACAAGGCCGAAAUAAAGACUGCAGAUGCACAGGAUUCCUUUAAGGAUGGGGUGAUUGUUUUGGUGACUGGAUGCUUAACCGGAAGCGAUAAGUUAAAAAGGAAAUUCGCCCAGACAUUUUUCCUUGCGCCACAGGACAAGGGUUAUUUUGUUUUGAAUGAUGUUUUUAGGUAUGUAGAAGAAAAUGAGAUUGAUACCGUCUCAGAAGUGAUUAAUGGAACUGAGGAUGUGCAGUCAGAGGUUCUGACCCCUGACCCAGAACCUACUCAUGUGGUUGAUCCUCCAAAUCUCGACCAAGCUGGCACACAUGCAGAAGAAGUUCAACAUGUUGAGGAAAAAGCCAAUGACUCUUUGGAAGAUAGGAGACAAGUUGCUGAUGAAAGAGAGAUUGUUGUGGAAACUGAAUCCCAUUUCAACGAGGACCAGAACCCUACAAAUACAGAAUCAGCUAAUUCUGUUGCCCAAGAGGAUGCUCCAAAGAAGUCAUAUGCAUCAAUUGUCAGUUCACAAACAAAGAAAGGGCCAACCAAAAUCUAUGUACCCACCAAUACUUCCAGAAUGGCUCCUUCGAAGGCUGAAAAGCAGCCGGUUGCUGCAGUAGCACAAACUGCAGCUCCUGAAGCAUCAAAUCCUACUACCCCUAGUGGAAUCGACGUACCUGAAGCUAAUGAUGCUGAAGAUGAAGCUGAGGGAUACUCUAUUUAUGUCCGCAAUUUGCCUCUAGAUGUUACUGUAGCCCAACUUGAAGCUGAAUUUAAGACAUAUGGGCCUAUUAAGCAAGGAGGUGUACAAGUUAGAAGUAAUAGGCAACAAGGAUUCUGCUUUGGCUUUGUUGAAUUUGAAGAUGUUACCUCCAUGAACAGUGCCAUACAGGCUUCACCCAUCAUCAUGGGGGCUCGUCAAACUGUUGUCGAGAUGAAGAGAACUACAACUAGAGUUGGUAGUGUUAGAGGCCGUUUCUCUCCUAGAAGAGGAAUAUUCCGAAAUGACAAUUUCAGGGUCCGCGGAAACUUUGGUGGAGGUCGGAGCUACGGGAGAAGUGAAUUCGGAGGACGUGAUUUUUCAGGGCGUGGUAGGGUUCAAGGUGGACGUGGUGGUGAAGGCUAUCAAGUAAGAGGGAGAGGGGGAUGGAGAGGUGGCCCUAGUCAGAGUUCUGCUACAGCAUAGUUUAUGUGGCUGGAUAAAUUUUUUGGUGGUAAAUUUUGAUCUAGUUUAUUUGUUUGCCAGUGUGCAAGCAGCGGAACAGUUUAGCUGUGUAGUGAACUAGUGAUAUCAACUUAAUCAAAGUUGACAUUGACAUUACUUAGUGUUCUCGCCCCCCUGUUUACCUAAGCGUUGCCCCCCUGUUUACCCAAGUGUUGGGGAUCAUUUUUUUGUGUAGGUGGCCCGUCACUUGUUUUAAACAGUUAACUCGCAGCGCUUAAUGUUAGUAUUUCCGAAUUAUGUACAGGAAAAAUGGUUUGAUGGAAUGUCUAAA
Solanum stenotomum is the source of this 1825-nucleotide messenger RNA. Its product is annotated as nuclear transport factor 2-like. Gene Ontology annotation, molecular function: mRNA binding. The transcript is spliced from 8 exons. The coding region runs from base 133 to 1515 and encodes 460 amino acids. Lineage: Eukaryota; Viridiplantae; Streptophyta; Magnoliopsida; Solanales; Solanaceae. The record is from RefSeq and is a predicted model, not a curated record. Gene Ontology annotation, cellular component: cytosol; ribonucleoprotein complex.